Messenger RNA from Scomber japonicus (chub mackerel), 4640 nucleotides. RefSeq names its product autophagy/beclin-1 regulator 1b (gene ambra1b). Gene Ontology annotation, biological process: autophagy. Bases 376 to 4509 code for a protein of 1377 amino acids. Lineage: Eukaryota; Metazoa; Chordata; Actinopteri; Scombriformes; Scombridae. The transcript is spliced from 19 exons. Gene Ontology annotation, molecular function: protein binding. The record is from RefSeq and is a predicted model, not a curated record. Gene Ontology annotation, cellular component: intracellular membrane-bounded organelle.
AACUAGCAGCUAGCUAGUUACGCAGAGGCAGUUUGUCGUCGGCAGAAAGAAAAACAGAAUAAAUCAGAUAAUCAGCUGAUUGUAGAGCAGCAGCCUCACAACCUGGAGCAGCAGGAGGCUCCGCGGAAACCCGCAGCAGCUUCACGGAGGAGAAACUCUCAUGAUUCAGCUUCUUUUACUUUAUUCUCCGCAGCAGCUAGCUCCAUGCUAACGGAGGGCUAGCCUGUUAGCCUGCUAGCGGCUCCAGCAGGAAGACUCUGGAUGGCGUCUGACUGGCAGCAGCGGGACUGAGCAGCCAAUCAGCCGAGGCCUGACGGGACUGAGCAGCCAAUCGGCCGAGGCCUGACGGGAGUGAGCAGCCAACCAGGCCGCAGCAUGGCGUCCCGUCACAGGAACUCGGUGAGGAUCCUGUCCAAUCGGGAGCGAGGAGCGCAGAGCUUGGGCUCUCAGAGACUCCUGCAGCUGCUGGUGGAAGAGAAGGUCCGCUGGAUGAAGUGGCAGAGCCAGAAAGUGGAGCUGCCGGACAGCCCUCGAUCUACAUUCCUGCUGGCGUUCAGUCCCGACAGGACCCUGAUGGCCUCCACACAUGUGAACCAUAAUAUUUACAUCACCGAGGUGAAGACUGGAAAGUGCCUACAUUCCCUAGUGGGCCACCGUAGAACCCCCUGGUGUGUGACCUUUCACCCCACGAUUCCCGGCCUGGUGGCCUCCGGGUGCCUUGAUGGAGAAGUUCGGAUCUGGGAUCUGCACGGGGGCAGUGAGAGCUGGUUUACAGACAGUAACGUGGCCAUCGCCUCGCUGGCCUUCCAUCCGACCGCUCAGCUGCUCCUCAUCGCCACCAACAACGAGCUGCACUUCUGGGACUGGAGCCGACCGGAGCCGUUCGCCGUGGUGAAGACAGGCAGCGAUACCGAGAGAGUGAGGUUGGUGAGGUUCGACCCGCUCGGUCACAACCUGCUGACAGCGAUUGUGAAUCCGUCCAAUCAGCAAAACGAGGAGGACUCGGAGGUUCCCAUGGACAGUGUGGAGAUGCCUCACUUUCGGCAGCGCUCCUUUCUUCCCUCCCAGCCGGUCCGCCGCACUCCGAUCCUCCACAACUUCCUGCACAUCCUGUCAUCGCGCUCCCCGGGGGGGCAGGGGGGGGGCCUGGGGGGGCAGGUAGGGGGCGAGCAGCGCCCUCUGGGAGACACCGGCAGCAGUGUUGGAGAAGCUCCCAGCAUGCCUCUGGCCCAGUAUCCCCCACCUGAACGGGGGCCCCCCUUCCCCGGCUGCACCCAGCACCUGGGCCUGGUGUGUCUGUGUAGUCGCUGCUCCGUCGGCCGUACCCCCUCCCUGGCUGGCGACGCCUCCUCUGUGACCCCCCCUGAUCCCAGAGUGUCAGCUGACCCCCCCCAGCCCCCUCCGGCUUCCACGUUCUCGUCUGCCCGCACCGAGCCCCGGCAGCCGUCUGAGCGCCCCUCCGCCUUCACCUCCGUCUACUACAGUGCCGGCACGUCUCUGAACCCCCCCGCCCCGAGCAUCGAGCCGCUGUCCACCUCCAGGCCGGGACCCGACUGGACCCGCAACCUGCUGAGCAUGAGGGAGAGCGGGGGGGUCGGUGCGGGCAUGCUGCCUCCCAGAACCUCCUCCUCCUCCUCCAUCAGCCUCCUGUCGGUGCUCCGGCAGCAGGACGGUUCGUCCCCCGUAUACACCUCAGCCACCGAGGGGCGGGGCUUCCCCCAGCAAGGAGAGCUAGGGGGGCGAGACGCUGCCGGCACCAGCAGCGGUCACCACCCGUUCUGGGACGGUUCCCGUAGCAACACGGCCUCCUUCCGUAACGUGCUGCAGUGCAACCUGAGCCGCUACUUCAUGGAGUUCGACCGCAUGCAAGACCUGGAGCCUCCACUGGGGGGCGGCGGCUUGGUGGACGGAGGACAGGAGCAGAACCAAGAACUGCUGAAUAAUAACAUGGACCCAGACAGACCCGGGCCUUCCUCAUCUUCCUCCUCCUCCGCCUCCCCGACCAUCAUCCACUACCAGCCUCCUCUUCCUCCCCCUCCCGCCUCCCACAGCCAGGAGAACAACACCCCCCCCUCUGGCUCCCGAGGCCACCUGAACCGCUGCCGGGCCUGCCACAACCUGCUGACCUUCAACCACGACUCUCAGCGCUGGGAGCGCACCAACCAGUCCUCCUCCACCUCUGCCUCCCCUCUGGAGCCCUCCUCCUCCUCCUCCUCCUUCCCCUCUUCUUCUUCUUCCCCGUGGCAGCCUGAGGAGGGCCGGAGGACUCUAGAAGCUCAGACUCAGGAGAGGAGGGCGCCUCCGGAGCCCAGCGAGCAGCCACCUCCGCCCGCAGGUGUAGGAGCAGGAUCAGUGGCCUUCCCCAUCGCCCCGUCCAGCAGCCAGCCCGGCGAGCAGACGGUGGGUUUGGUGUACAACCAGGACACGGCACAGUGGGAGCGGGUGUACCGGCAGGCCGCCGCAGGCCGAGCAGCUGAGCCACCGGAGGCCUUAAGCCAAGAAAUGCCUGUGGACCCCCCCGAUGAAGACUCACUGAGGAGGAGACUGCUCGAGUCAUCGCUGCUGUCUUUGUCUCGCUACGACAUGUCGGGAUCCAGAGACCACCCCAUCUACCCCGACCCAGCCAGGUUGUCUCCGGCUGCGUACUACGCCCAGAGGAUGAUCCAGUACCUGUCUCGGAGGGACAGCAUCCGGCAGCGCUCGCUCCGGUACCAGCAGAACCGUCUGCGGGCCAUGUCCUCGUCCUCCGACGGUCCCCCCGGCAACCCGUCCGGCUCCAUGGACAGCAGCGACGUGGACUUCGAGGAGCUGGAUGAUAACGGGGACAGAGCCAGACACAGAACGCCACGCAACGCCAGGAUGUCUGCGCCCUCGCUGGGUCGCUUCGUCCCGCGGCGGUUCCUCCUUCCUGAGUAUUUGCCGUACGCUGGAAUCUUCCACGAGAGAGGACAACCCGGCCUCGCUACACACUCAUCUGUCAACAGAGUCCUCGCUGGAGCGUCUAUCGGGGACGGACAGUCAGCGGUCGCCAGUAACAUCGCCAACACCACGUACCGCCUGCAGUGGUGGGACUUCACCAAGUUUGACCUGCCUGAGAUCAGCAACGCCUCCGUUAACGUUCUGGUGCCAAACUGUAAGAUCUACAACGAUGCGAGCUGCGACAUCUCGGCGGACGGUCAGCUGCUGGCCGUGUUCAUCCCCAGCAGCCAGCGCGGCUUCCCUGACGAAGGCAUCCUGGCCAUCUACUCGCUGGCUCCUCACAACCUGGGAGAGAUGCUCUACACCAAGAGAUUCGGUCCCAAUGCGAUCUCCGUCAGCCUGUCUCCGAUGGGCUGCUACGUCAUGGUGGGGUUGGCCUCUCGCAGGAUUCUGCUGCAUCCCACCACCGACCACAUGGUGGCGCAAGUCUUCCGCCUGCAGCAGCCCCACGGAGGAGAGACGUCCAUCAGGAUGGUGUUUAACGUGGUUUAUCCGAUGGCUCCAGACCAGCGGCGCCACGUCAGCAUCAACUCUGCCCGCUGGCUGCCGGAUCCGGGGAUGGGUCUGGCGUACGGAACCAACAAAGGAGACCUGGUGAUCUGUCGGCCUGUGUUUUACCGCAGUGAUGGGGAGAGUCCUGCAGAGUCCAGCAGCAGUGAACCUUUAUUUUCGGUGAACAACAGCGGGACGAGCCGGACUCGAGGUUCUGACAGAACCGGGCCCAAUCGCUCCGGCUGGAGGCUGGACAGAGACAUGGGAUUGAUGAACGCCAUUGGCCUUCAGCCCCGACACCCCGCCCCCUCGGUGACAUCACAAGGGACUCAAACGCCAAUCAUCCAGCUGCAGAACGCUGAGACCCAAACAGAGAGGGAACUAUCAGAACCCAGCACCUCGCAGCCAGCACCCAGUGUUCCUCCUGAGACUCCGUCCACCAGCCGAGCCGCUCAGGUGCAGCUGGAGUCUCUCAGAGUUCACGACGGCAGCCAGACGGAACCAGCAGAACCCGACACGUCCAGCGCUGCAAGCGGAGAGUCUGCAGAGGUCGGUUCUGGUUCUGGUGAAGACGCUCUGGCCCGGAUCCGUCGCCUAAUCGCGGAGGGGGGGAUGACGGCGGUGGUCCAGAGGGAGCAGAGCACCACCAUGGCCUCCAUGGGCGGCUUCGGGAACAACAUCAUCGUCAGCCACCGGAUCCACCGCGGCUCCCAGACCGGAGCCUCCAGACCCCCCCCCUCCUCCUCAGGGUCCCUGCUCCUCACCCAGCCCCCGGCCCACAUCUACCCCCCCCCUCCGGCCCCCGGCCCCUCUGAACAGCUGGGCCCCCUGUGGGGUCCGCGGCCCCCCCGCCUGGACGUGGACGAUGUGUUUGAGGGGGGGCGAACGGACGAUGACUCGCUGCCGGGCCCCUCCUCCUCCUCCCUGCUCCUGUCUUCCCCCUCCUCCUCCUCCUCCUCCUCUCACAGCCCCCUUCCUGGGAGUGGCGGGGGAGGGGGGGGCCCCAACAGUUACCACGGCGACCCGUACAGCAGGUAGUCCUCCUAUUGGCCGAGAGGAGCGGAGCAUCGGCGCUGCUCAAAGCCUUAUGAACCGGUGCUGCUGGGACUCUGCACGGGGAGAGAAGGGGCACAAGGACCCAGACCUGCCCCCCCCCCUCUGCUGCCUCC